CGGAGAAAAAAAUAUCACGUGACAGAAAUAUGGUGUCCGCGCGACGUCUGAUUUACCCAUAAGGCAUCGCGCGCUUGUUUCUCCGAGGUCAAGAUGGCGGCGAGGGCACCUGCUGCAACCGGUGGGCGUCUGCUUGAAAGAUUUCGCAAAUGGUAUUACAAUGCGGCUGGAUUCAAUAAGCUUGGUCUUAUGAGGGAUGAUACGUUGUACGAGGAUGAAGAUGUGAAGGAAGCACUAAAGAGGCUGCCCGAAGAUAUGUAUUACGAAAGAUUGUUUCGCAUCAAGAGAGCGAUAGACUUGACCAUGAGGCAACAAAUCCUUCCCAAAGAACAGUGGGUUAAAUAUGAAGAGGAUAAAUAUUAUCUGGAGCCGUACCUGAAAGAAGUCAUUCGAGAAAGACGCGAGAAGGAGGAGUGGGCAAAGAAAUAACAGAUUUGUAACUCUUUUGUGCAAACUCUUCCCUAAAGUUCUACCGAGGUCUAUUGAAAAAUCUGGGUGCCGAGAAAUCCCUCCUAAUGUUAUAAUUGCUGGAGAUUUUGUCCAUCCAACUGAAACAUUACUAAACCAGCUUGGAAUCCUUUCUCCUAAGUUGCAAGGAAUUGGUUCAAGUAUUUUUCAACUACAUUGCAUGCUAGCAGGGUAAUCUGUGAUCUUUGUUCCAGCUGUUUGAGUAAUUAUUUUGUCAUAAUACAGCUGUUUCCUGCAGCUGGGAAGGUAGAUAGCAACAGAAUUUGCUGUUUUUGUUCCUGCUCUUUGGGCUUGCUUUUUUCAAACAAGGGAUAUCCACCUGCACUGUGACUGUGCACAUCCAUCAUCACUUCUUGUCUCUGGAGAUGGGAAUGCAGGCACAAGCUUCAGCAUUCAGCAGCAGCCCUAGACGGGUUAUGUAACCCAUCAUGUCUACCCAAACAAAUGGAAUGGUACAUUAAUAAACCCUUUUGGAAUGUUUGUGUUUCCUGCCAGUCUUUCAAUAAAAAUUGCCUCAUUUAA
Sphaerodactylus townsendi is the source of this 990-nucleotide messenger RNA. RefSeq names its product cytochrome b-c1 complex subunit 7. Gene Ontology annotation, biological process: mitochondrial electron transport, ubiquinol to cytochrome c. The record is from RefSeq and is a predicted model, not a curated record. The transcript is spliced from 4 exons. Lineage: Eukaryota; Metazoa; Chordata; Lepidosauria; Squamata; Sphaerodactylidae. The coding region runs from base 94 to 429 and encodes 111 amino acids.